ACGAACCAGUGUCGAUAAACCCUAUUCUCACGUUGACCCAACGCAGCUCGAAAACAAUGAGCUUUCUCCUCCGUUCUGGCGGCCGCCACCGCCUCCUCCUCCUCUCCUCCUCCUCCUCCUCCAGCGCGAUCCGAUGUCUCCGCCGCUUCUCCCCAGCGGGUGCCGCGGCGAAGGAUGACUCGGAUGACCUCGAGCCCAUCGACCCGCGGAAGCUCCCCGCCGACUACGACCUCGCCACCUUCGACCCGGCGGCCCCACGGCGGAGCCCCCCUACCGAACGCGUCUGGCGUCUCGUCGACGAGAUCGCCGCCCUCUCCCUCGCCGACGUCGCGGAGCUCUCCUGCAUCCUCCGGCAGAAGAUGGGCAUGGAGGAGCCCCCGGCGAUCGGCAUCGCCAACGCCGGCGUCGGCGGGGCCGGGGCGUCCGCCGCAGGUGCGGCGGCGGCCGGAAAGGAGGAGGCAAAGAAGCAAGAGAAGACGGUGUUCGAGCUGAGGCUGGACUCGUACGAAGCGGCGUCCAAGAUCAAGGUGAUCAAGGAGAUCAGGGUAUUCACCGACUUGGGGCUGAAGGAGGCGAAGGAUUUGGUGGAGAAGGCACCCACGGUGAUCAAAAAGGGGCUCUCCAAGGAGGAGGCGGAGCAGAUCAUCGAGAAGAUGAAGGCCGUUGGCGCCAAAGUCGUGAUGGAAUGACAAGUGAGUGACUUCUGCACUUUUUUUCUCUCAACGUAUCUGUUAAUUGUGCACCUACAAAUUCGAAGCCAAGUUUAUAUAUAUAUUUUUUAAUCUUCACAACACAUUAUAUUUAUGUUCUAUCUAAAUUAGGGGAGUUUGAGGAAAUGGCAGGAGUUGGCUUGUUCAGUAGUGCUCUGACUUUCAUUGUUGUAUCACUCAUCUAGUUUUGCCAUUCUCAUGUUUGAAUUAUACUUGAUUUGCUGAGAACAUACUAUUCAACUUGUUAUGCGAGUGUGGUUGUAUUUCCUCUA
This is a messenger RNA of Musa acuminata AAA Group (dessert banana), 982 nucleotides long. RefSeq lists its product as uncharacterized. Bases 57 to 689 code for a protein of 210 amino acids. The transcript has a single exon. The record is from RefSeq and is a predicted model, not a curated record. Gene Ontology annotation, biological process: translation. Gene Ontology annotation, molecular function: mRNA binding; structural constituent of ribosome. Gene Ontology annotation, cellular component: mitochondrion; ribosome. NCBI's taxonomy places the organism in Eukaryota, Viridiplantae, Streptophyta, Magnoliopsida, Zingiberales, Musaceae.